UACGUUACCAGCCCCGUUUGCGGGUUGCGCUAAUGAUGACCAGCCCUCCCGUCACCGACACCGCCGACCCGUUCAGGUUCGACCGCAGUUCGCUAAUCUCGACCACUCCCUCCUUCGAUCCCACCUCAUCUUUGCCUCGUUCUUUUCAUCUCCACCAGCUUGAGUGCAUUUAGCAUCUUAUUUCAAUUGAAAUAUUGCCAAUUAUACUUGACGCAACGUCAAUUUCGCAAUGAUGUCUGGCGAAGCAUGGCUUUACCUUUUGUCGGUGUUGAUCAACGCCGUCAACCUCUUCCUCCAGGUGUUCUUCACGAUUAUGUACAGUGAUCUCGAAUGCGAUUACAUCAACCCUAUCGACCUUUGCAACCGCCUUAACGCCUACAUCAUCCCCGAAGCCGCUGUCCACGCAUUCCUGACCUUCCUCUUCCUGAUCAACGGAUACUGGAUCGCCAUCGUGCUGAACCUGCCCCUCGUAUUGUUCAACGCCAAGAAGAUCUACGAGAACCAGCACCUUUUGGAUGCGACCGAGAUUUUCCGCAAGUUGAACGUGCACAAGAAGGAAUCCUUCAUCAAGCUUGGCUUCCACCUUCUCAUGUUCUUCUUCUACCUCUACAGCAUGAUUGUUGCCCUGAUCCGCGAUGAGGGCCACUGACUGCGUGAAAAGACCGAAUAUGCGAUGCAUCAUGGUCGUUCCGGCUAGAUCAAGGAGCCGUCUGUUGAUGAGCUGUUGUCAUGAGUUCCUGGAUCAGUGUUCCUUGGACAUUGUUCUCAGCCUGUUCACGCAACC
This is a messenger RNA of Penicillium verrucosum, 784 nucleotides long. RefSeq names its product cornichon family protein. The record is from RefSeq and is a predicted model, not a curated record. Gene Ontology annotation, biological process: endoplasmic reticulum to Golgi vesicle-mediated transport. NCBI's taxonomy places the organism in Eukaryota, Fungi, Ascomycota, Eurotiomycetes, Eurotiales, Aspergillaceae. The transcript is spliced from 5 exons. Gene Ontology annotation, cellular component: COPII-coated ER to Golgi transport vesicle; endoplasmic reticulum membrane. Bases 230 to 649 code for a protein of 139 amino acids.